GGGGUGUCCUCUUCAGCUUGGAGGAAGGAGCUUCCUUCUGGAACCAGUUCCUGACGUGGAGAAUCUUCUUUGCCUCCAUGAUCUCCACGUUCACUCUGAACUCUGUCCUGAGCGUUUACCACGGCAACGCCUGGGAUCUCUCCAGCCCUGGGCUCAUCAACUUCGGACGGUUUGAUAACGAGAAAAUGGGAUACACGAUCCAGGAAAUUCCCAUCUUCAUCUUCAUGGGAGUGGUUGGUGGGAUCCUCGGGGCUCUGUUCAAUGCCCUCAAUUACUGGUUAACGAUGUUCCGCAUCAGGUACAUCCACCGGCCCUGCCUUCAGGUGGUUGAGGCCAUGCUGGUGGCAGCAGUGACGGCGACUGUGGGCUUUGUCAUGAUUUACUGCUCGAGGGACUGCCAGCCCAUCCAGGGGAGCACGGUGGCGUAUCCCCUGCAGCUUUUCUGCGCUGAUGGAGAGUACAACUCCAUGGCCACUGCCUUCUUCAACACUCCUGAGAAGGGCGUCGUCAACCUCUUCCAUGACCCUCCAGGUUCCUACAACCCUAUGACGCUAGGCAUGUUUACGCUGAUGUAUUUCUUCCUGGCCUGCUGGACCUAUGGCCUCACGGUGUCCGCAGGGGUCUUCAUCCCCUCCCUGCUGAUCGGCGCUGCCUGGGGGAGGCUCUUCGGCAUCUCCCUGUCCUACCUGAGCAAGGGCUCGAUCUGGGCUGAUCCCGGGAAGUACGCCCUGAUGGGAGCUGCCGCACAGCUGGGUGGGAUAGUGCGGAUGACGCUGAGCCUCACUGUCAUCAUGAUGGAGGCAACAGGCAAUGUCACCUAUGGCUUCCCCAUCAUGCUGGUGCUGAUGACGGCGAAGAUUGUGGGAGACUACUUUGUGGAGGGUCUCUACGACAUGCACAUCCAGCUGCAGAGUGUGCCCUUCCUGCACUGGGAGGCCCCGGUGACGUCCCACUCCCUCACGGCCAGGGAGGUCAUGAGCACUCCUGUCACCUGCCUGCGGAGGAUCGAGCGCGUGGGCACAGUUGUGGACAUCCUCAGCGACACCUCCUCCAACCACAAUGGUUUCCCGGUGGUGGAGAGCAACCCUGACACCUCGCAGGACCUCAGCGAGUUCAUGAACCCCUCACCCUACACUGUGCCUCAGGAGGCAUCGCUCCCGCGGGUGUUCAAGCUCUUCCGCGCCUUGGGACUGCGGCACUUGGUGGUCGUGGACAAUCGCAAUGAG
Molecule: messenger RNA, 1226 nt
Organism: Pterocles gutturalis (yellow-throated sandgrouse)
Lineage: Eukaryota; Metazoa; Chordata; Aves; Pterocliformes; Pteroclidae
Gene: CLCN7
Product: chloride channel, voltage-sensitive 7
Exons: 13
Biological process (GO): chloride transport; transmembrane transport
Cellular component (GO): lysosomal membrane; intracellular membrane-bounded organelle
Molecular function (GO): voltage-gated chloride channel activity
Source: RefSeq, a predicted model, not a curated record